AUGCCCAUCUUCACUUUGCCGGGGAGCUCACGAGCUUUGUCCUACCACCUUGACGAAAAGCCAAAGGGUGGUUCCGUCGUACUCUUGGCAAAUUCACUCUGUGUCCCGUUCACCGUCUGGCACCGCGUCAGAGACGUUCUCAACCAAAAUGGCUUCCGCACCUUGCGUUACGAUCAGCCUGGUCACGGACAGUCGUCAGUACCCGACGACUUGAGCACAACAAGCUUUACGUCCUUGGCCAAGGAUGCGCGCGACCUGCUGGAAGGGCUAAAUAUACAGCAUCUCCACGCCUGGAUUGGCGUAUCUAUGGGAGCCGCAACGGGGUUCUACUUUGUCACACAGAACCCGCAAGUGGUGAAAAGGUUCGUUGCUUGCGAUACAAUCAGUUGCUCUGCUGUGAAUGCGGGGAUUGACGAUCCCUUUGCACCCAGGGUAGAAUCCGUCCGAAGGGAGGGAAACGUGGACAAACUUAUUCAAGGAACACUGAAACGGUGGCUAGGGAAAUCCUUUUUGGAAAAGAACCCAGAAGAAAGUUCUCAUUUGAAGGAGUUGAUGUCACACAUCAGUCUUGACGGGUUUGAAACUUGUUGUCACGCGCUAAGGAGUGAGUCGUUCGAUCUCCGUCCACUAUUUAGUCAAGUGGGCGCGAGUGUCGAAGACGCGCUCUGUAUCGUUGGGGAGAAGGACGCCAAUCUUCCGGAGACUAUGAAGACAAUGAGUGGAGAGAUGGAGAAGGGUUUCAACUCUGCGGGUAGGCCACGCAAUGUGGAACUUGUUGUUAUCAAGGAUGCAGGGCACGUCUGCUUCAUCGACGGGUUUGAGCAAUUCUGUCAGACGGUCCUCUCAUUCCUGAACGCCUGA
Molecule: messenger RNA, 861 nt
Organism: Clonostachys byssicola
Lineage: Eukaryota; Fungi; Ascomycota; Sordariomycetes; Hypocreales; Bionectriaceae
Source: the annotation of a GenBank genome assembly